GGUAUUUAAGAGUAUAGGUGGAGUUCAGCGUUAAAAAGGGGAACUAGGAGGAAACGGAGAAGGACGGUCAAGGUUUGUGGACUGACACGAAGAUAAGGAAGAGAACUUUUGAGACGGGAAGUUGUAGAUCGCAGCCAAACAAGGAUCGUUUGAACGAGAUAUCCAAACCGCCUGAAACUAGUGGAGAAUGGGGUCCAUAAAGACGCAUCAGGACAAAGUAACGGAGCUUUUCCACUGCGAUUCUAAUGCAUAUUUGGGGAAAAACGGUCACAGCUUCCCAGCAUGUGUAAGGAAAGCACUUAACGAUGCCAUGAUCCAAAGAUGCACUGUGUUGAACUCUCUGACAUUUGAAACCUGGCUCGACGCCAUAAUCUCUGACAACGGUGAGUUUGUCGAGAAUAUACUAUCUGCUGUGACGCCAGAGGAAAAGAAUUAUUUAAUUAAUAGCAGUUUUGGAUUUGAGUCUGAGGAACGGACAAAUUUGACAAAAUUCUGCAGUGAAUUUCGCCUGCCAAUGUUCAUUGCCGUCGGGAGUGGUUCGAGCAGAUGUCUCGAUAUUCUCCUCCAACACGGCGCAUGCGUAGAGCAACAUGACGACGGGCGUAACAUCAUGCACGCAUUGGUUUGGGCUGCGUACAUCUGGCCAAACCAGGAAAAGAAAUGCCAUGAGAUAUUUUACUUCUUACAAAAAAACAUCCCUAAGGACAUCUUCACAUCUCUUCUGCUUCAAGAAGACAACUUGCGGUUACGUCCGGUGGAGCUUGCAGCCGCAUUGGGUGUGCUUCCACUUAUCCAGGCCAUAUUUUCUGUGGACGGCAUUUACAGACACGUGAGAAAAAGCCACGGUCUUCGCAAACUCGUAUAUUACGAUGUAACCGAAUAUCACUUCUCAAAUUCAUCCGACAAAGAACGAUUCUAUAAAUCACCUUUGCUAAUGCUAGCAUUUUUGAAGCCUGCUGUCUUGGGAAGACCCACAACGCCCAUGAUCUUGUCCUCUUCUGCCAUGGACACUUGGAUAGAAGCCAGCUUAAAGAAUAUGACGAUACCGAUAGUUAUUUCCGGCUUGAUGCGGGUUUUCUACGCCGUGAUUUUCUGCUUUACUGUAAUGGCGACAUUUCACGAAAUUACGCAAUCCCAGACGAGACGUCUUGCAGCAGCUGCAUCCAACACCACGUCACAUUUAGCCGCCGCUGCCACCAAUGUGACGUGCAGCGCCGCCCAAUCGAUCGCAAUUUCAGGCGAGAUUGAAAACAAAUCAUUCGUUUUCGGCUGCCAAAUGUUUGUAUCCAUCACCUGCUUAAUCGCGAUCCUGAACGAAAUCCUCACCACAGUUACCGUCCAUUGUUUGUCGUGGAAGCCAAAGUAUAAAUUCGCCAGAUUGAUGAUGUCGGACAGUAAAACUAUAGUGUCUGCAAACAUUUAUCGCAUAUUUAGUUUUCUCCAUGCUGUCUUGGUUCUUUUGGCCUUACCAUUGUCGGGUCACGUGGUAGAGAGCCUAAAUGAACCUCCAAUGAUCAUCCUCGCGCUUAUUUACUUGACUUUCUCCUUUGCCUGCAUCCUUAAUGUGUGGUUUGUCCUAUACAUCGUCCAACUAGCCCCCAGGAUUGGCUACUUUGUGGUUGUGUUUCAGAAAAUGAUGCUGGACAUGAGCAGAUUCAGUGUCAUAUUCAUCUUGGUGAUAAUCCAGUUCGCCUUCGUUUUCUACGCUCUCCUCGCCGAGACCUGCAACAACGAUUUCCCGGACUUCAUCUGGUCCUUUUACUCCACUUUCAAAAUCAUGCUGAACACCAUCAACGUGACGGGGUACGUGGAACAGACAGAUCCACGCGUGCUAGCCCUCGCGGUACAACAUCUCCUCUACGUCUUCACAAUAGCCAUCCUCCUCCUGAACUUUCUCAUCGGGAUCAUGACCAGCUCAGUCUCCAUACUGCACGAGAACCGGCAAGUGAUCUCGGUGCUGCAGAAAAUUUCUGUCGUCACCGAAUUUGAGAGGGUGUUUCACUUUUAUCCGGCCUGCAUGAAGAGAUGGUGGACAAUUGGGUUUGUGCGGGAAGAAGACAAGGUGUACCUUCCUGUUUGGGAGAAUAAACCCGAUGGAGAAUUAUUUGAAUGAUGAGACAACGGAUAUUCAUCUUGCGUUGACGUUUGAUUUUUUAUUCCCCAACAAGGGCAUUUCUUCAGGAACAUUUUAUCGCUUUAGCUGCACUGCCUGUUUUAUCUGGGAUUCACUUUUGACUUGCUUUUGAGCAAGAGACGAACUGGAAUUCAUGUCUUUGUUUCCUUAUAUACAUUAUACAUUUAGGACGAAAUGUGUAGUAUUUAUAUUCUUUAUACGUAUUUAUAUUGUCGUUCAGUUUUUGUACCGCUCUCUCUCGUGAUAAGUUUAUGCUCGCGAUGUGUGGAUGCUAAUUUAACACUAUAGGUGUACCUGUACCAAAAAUUCUUACGCAAUUGUCUCCAUCUUUUUUUUUCAUAAGGUGAAGACCAUUGAAUUAAGUGAUGAUGGAAUAACUUCAUUGU
Molecule: messenger RNA, 2520 nt
Organism: Lingula anatina
Lineage: Eukaryota; Metazoa; Brachiopoda; Lingulata; Lingulida; Lingulidae
Biological process (GO): calcium ion import across plasma membrane
Cellular component (GO): plasma membrane
Molecular function (GO): monoatomic ion channel activity
Source: RefSeq, a predicted model, not a curated record